ACACUUUUGUGUGUGCUCUCAUUGCAAAUGGCUCGUACGAAGCAAACAGCUCGCAAGUCUACCGGCGGCAAAGCUCCGCGCAAGCAGCUUGCUACUAAAGCAGCCCGUAAGAGCGCUCCGGCCACCGGUGGCGUGAAGAAACCUCAUCGCUACCGCCCGGGCACCGUGGCCUUGCGCGAAAUCCGUCGCUACCAGAAGUCCACCGAGCUGCUGAUCCGGAAGCUGCCGUUCCAGCGCCUGGUGCGAGAAAUCGCCCAGGACUUCAAAACCGACCUGCGUUUCCAGAGCUCUGCGGUGAUGGCGCUGCAGGAGGCUUGUGAGGCCUACCUGGUGGGACUCUUCGAAGACACCAAUCUGUGCGCUAUUCACGCUAAACGCGUCACCAUCAUGCCCAAAGAUAUCCAGCUGGCACGUCGCAUCCGUGGGGAAAGGGCAUAAGUCUGCCCGUUUCUUCCUCAUUGAAAAGGCUCUUUUCAGAGCCACUCA
Homo sapiens (human) is the source of this 486-nucleotide messenger RNA. It is a transcript of the gene H3C3, whose product is annotated as H3 clustered histone 3. Gene Ontology annotation, molecular function: protein heterodimerization activity; structural constituent of chromatin; DNA binding. Lineage: Eukaryota; Metazoa; Chordata; Mammalia; Primates; Hominidae. Bases 28 to 438 code for a protein of 136 amino acids. The record is from RefSeq and is marked reviewed. Gene Ontology annotation, cellular component: nucleus; chromosome; nucleoplasm. The transcript has a single exon.